Molecule: messenger RNA, 1767 nt
Organism: Oikopleura dioica
Lineage: Eukaryota; Metazoa; Chordata; Appendicularia; Copelata; Oikopleuridae
Source: the annotation of a GenBank genome assembly
AUGCUCAAGUGUUGGCGAUUUAGGGCCAACCGCGCGGCAGCUCGUUGUCAAAGCUCCAAGGUUUCUGCCAACGUCAGUGCCCAAAAAAGCAACGCCAGCUCGAUCCCAUCUCGAGAGCAGUCCUUUGCUCACGAGCGAACGGGCCACUUCGUCCAGCAGAAGCCAGUCCUGACGAAUCCAUACGAAGGAAAUGAACUGAUUCAGGACUACAUCUUGAGACAUUGCCCUCCGGAGCAUUUUGAGCGGGUGAAUUCCGACUUGAGCAAGUGUGGAGAGCGAAUCGUCAACGAAGUCGAUGCUCUCGGCGAUGAGUGCGAACGAGUCCAGCCUUACUUGAAAAGAACAGACGGCUGGGGCGAGCGUAUCGACGAAAUCGUCGUGUCUCCAGCCUGGUACGAGCAGCACCGUGUCUCUGCCGAAGAAGGCCUCAUCGCAAUCGGAUAUGAAAAUGAAUCUGGAUCUUUUUCGCGAGUUCAUCAGAUGGCGAAGAAUAUGCUCACCGGCGCUAGUUCCGGCCUCUAUAAUUGUCCCUUGGCAAUGACGGACGGGGCGGCAAUGAUCUCUAAAUCACAACGAGGCAACCACGAUUUCCUAGAAGAAGCGUAUCAAAAUCUGACUUCUCGCGAUGGGGCGCAAUUUUGGACUUCUGGUCAAUGGAUGACUGAGAAAGCCGGUGGUUCUGAUGUCGGUGAUGCUACCCAUACGGAGGCAAGAAUAAUUGACGACAAGAAUGACAAGGUAACGGAAGGAUCCCGGGGGCUGUCAAUGUUUUACUUGAAAAUACGCGACGCGGGCGGCAAGCUCAACGGAAUCCAGGUCCACAAGCUGAAAGAAAAACUUGGGACAAAGCAACUGCCCACAGCAGAGUUGAUUCUGGACGGAUGCGAGGCGCAUCUCGUCGGCGAGCCGGGUCGAGGAAUCCCGCUCAUUAGCGGAAUGCUGACCGUAACAAGAAUUCACAAUGCUGUCGCCGCGUGCUCGUUUAUGCGACGAAUGGUGCACCUAGCGCGAGACUACGCAACUAAGCGAACGGCAUUCAAGAAAACGCUCUCGAAUCACGCAGCGCAUGUGUCAACCCUAGCAAGAAUGGAGGUCGAUGUAAGAGCAGCAGAACUCCUUUCACUCGAAGUCUCGCGGCUAUUUGGAAAGAGCGAGAACGGACAAGCGUCCAAAACCGAACAGGACUUGAUGCGAAUCCUUACUCCUCUUGCGAAAGCACAAACAGCCAAACAAGGCAUGGUGGUUUGCUCUGAAGGCUUAGAGUGCUUCGGCGGCCAGGGAUACAUCGAAGAAACGCCCAUGCCGAGACUGUUUCGCGACGCGCAAGUUCUUCCAAUUUGGGAGGGCACUUCUACCGUCAUGUCGCUUGAUGUUCUCAGAAGUAUUCAGAAGUCAUCUGGCUCUUCUCUUCAGUCCUUGCUUGGCGACAUCCAGAAGAAGCUCUCUGCCAGCGCAGAUUCAGAAGCUCUUUCUCCAUCCCGAAAUAAAAUCGCCACCGCUGUAAAAGAUAUUCUCCGAUUCCUCAAGCGCGUUGAAACUGAGUCGAUGGAGUUCCAGCUCAAAUCAGCAAGGGACUUUGCGUUUUCUUUGGCGAAGCUGUAUCAAGCCACGCUUCUUCUGGACCACGCCGCCUUUACAAGAAAGGAAUCUGACAUUUACGCGGCGAAUUUAUUCGCUAAAAACCGUCUCAAUGAUCUCAUCUAUGAUUACGACCAAGCUUCGAUCAAGAAUGAAUUCGACCUCGUUUUUGCUAAUUACCAGAACUAG